AAAUUAAAAGUAAUCUCUUUCAUCAUCUUCCUUCCACCUUCGACUUCAAUUUUCUGAAAAAAUAAAAAUAAAAAUCUGUUCUAAGGUUGUUGUUCCUCCAUUAAUGGCGGUUUAAAGCUCCAAAAUUCUCAUGUGGGUCAUACCCAAAACCCUCCACUCCCAAUAAAACAAUUUUGAAAUAUGAGUUCUCAAACUCACUUUUUUUUUUUUUUUUUUGUUUAAAGAUUUGUAUGAUUUUAAGAAUUUUCAAAUGGAAAAGAGUUUUAAAAUCAAUCACAUGGCAAGUAGACUGCAGGUUGCCUUUCUGAUUUAGCCUUUUACCCACGCUCAAUACAGACUCAUACUGACAGAGACAGAAGAAAGAGAAAUUUUUUUAAAAAAUUAAAAAUAAAAAUUGGGACAGAGACACUACGCAGAAACAUCGCUGUCUAAAUUUCUCACUAUUUUUUCUUUAUUUAAUUUGUUUUUUUUUCUUUGAAUUAUUUCUUGAAUUGCUUGACCCAUUUUCGGAGCUCCGACCCACAAGGGUAGUGUAAUUUAAUCGAGUGGAUUUUUUGUUUGUUCCUUUGGUUCUCAAUUCUUUUUGAUUUUUUGCCCACUCGCCGGAGCAAAAAUGCUCUCUGGGUUUUCACAGGAACCGGCCGGAAUGUACUCCACCAUUACGGCGCUGCCGAUGGACGGCGGCGGGGGUAAGUUUCAGGGUUCUUUAGAUGGAACGAAUCUUCCCGGUGAUGCUUGUUUGGUUCUCACGUCGGAUCCGAAGCCGCGCCUCCGCUGGACGGCGGAGCUUCAUGAACGAUUCGUUGACGCCGUCACUCAGCUCGGCGGCCCAGACAAAGCAACCCCAAAAACAAUUAUGAGAACAAUGGGAGUAAAAGGUCUCACCCUUUAUCACUUAAAAUCACACCUCCAGAAAUAUCGGCUUGGGAAGCAAUCGUUCAAGGAAUCAACCGAGAACUCUAAGGAUGCUUCUUGCAUUGCAGAGAGUCAAGAAACAAGUUCCUCGUCGUCGCCGUCGUCGAGAAUAAUGGCACAGGAUCUGAAUGAUGGUUUCCAGGUCACGGAGGCUUUACGAGUGCAAAUGGAGGUUCAAAGAAGGCUGCACGAGCAGCUGGAGGUGCAGCGACAUCUUCAACUUCGCAUUGAAGCACAAGGCAAAUACUUGCAGUCGAUACUCGAACGGGCUUGUCAAGCAUUGAGUGAUCAGGCUGCAGCAUCUGCAGGACUCGAAGCUGCCAGAGAAGAGCUCUCUGAACUUGCAAUCAAAGUCUCCAAUGAUUCAAAAGAGAUGGCACCAUUGGAGACUCAGAAAGUGCUUCCCUUUUCAGAACUUGCUGCUGCUUUAGAAAAUCGAAAGGCUCCUACCGUUAUGCCUCGAAUAGGCGAUUGCUCCAUGGAUAGCUGCCUAACAUCAGCUGGUAGCCCGGUUUCCCCAAUCGGAGUAGGAUCAACUGCCACCGCAAUGAAGAGACCGAGACCGGUCUUCAGUCAUGGAGAUUCAAUGGCUCUCGAGGGCAAUGCUCGGCAUGACGUCUAAUGGAUGAUGAGUAAUAUUGGAUGAAACUUAGGACUUUCCCCUGUCUAAAAGUUCAGCCUUUUCUUCUGAUCUACGUCCUCUAGCUCAUCCAAAUGUGUUCACAUCUUUAAUGAAGUAUUAUGCAAUCUAUUUUCUGGUUUGUAUAUUCUUUAUAAUCAGACUCUUUUUGCUGCUUCUAGUUUCUCUGAUCUUCAUUAUAGAGUGAUCCAUCCUCUUUUGCUUUUGGAAAUGUGAAAGUUUCCAUAUGAAUGCCCCCCUUUGUACAAUCAAUGACAAAAGUGCUGUUGACCAACUUUUUGAGAUGAUGCCAAAAUCUUCCAUUAUUAAUUGGUUGAUUAAAAUCCAACCUUCUUCCA
Molecule: messenger RNA, 1893 nt
Organism: Cucumis sativus (cucumber)
Lineage: Eukaryota; Viridiplantae; Streptophyta; Magnoliopsida; Cucurbitales; Cucurbitaceae
Product: protein PHR1-LIKE 2
Exons: 6
Coding region: 614-1537 (307 amino acids)
Molecular function (GO): DNA binding; DNA-binding transcription factor activity
Source: RefSeq, a predicted model, not a curated record